AUGGCUCUCCAUAAAGUUCUGACUGCCACGCUCUCCGCAAUAACAAGUCCAGCCUCUGACGACCCGAUCCUCCAGUGCUUCGACAAUGACCAUCAAGCCCUUCACGAAAAUCUUCUGAACAAUACAGACGAAACCCUUCGGCUUUCUGACGCGAAGUUACGCGUUUUCCCCUUCAAGGACGUCCAACCCUGCUGGCGGAGACUCUAUACCGACGCGAGUAUCCUCAAAGCUAGCCUGAGCAUCUGCAAUCAUCUCGGGCUCAUUGACCAGGACACAGACAACACUCAGACUUCCGGACAGCUACUUGUUUCUCAGUUGAUUCAGCUUCUUAACAGCUACGCCGGUGAUGGCUUGCGAGUCGACCCCGCGGCUCCCUGGCUUUCACCAGUCAUCCAUCUUGUCGACAAAGCAUUGAUCAUGACCGGCGCGCCUCUCCGCGAAGACCUCAUCGAGUCUCUCCUUUCGGCUUUACAAAACGCUACACGACCCCGUACUCUAGACAAGGGUAACGUUUUGAAUAGUUCAGAAUCAGGUGACAGUCCAUCCCGUGCUUCUAAGCGACGGAAGCUCUCCCCUCCACUGUUCCCACCCGACGCUGUUCCCCCGCCGAGCCUCAAGUACCCGGUUACGCGCGUUUCAAACCCAAGCUUCGAUUACAUGGAAGAGCAUAUACAGAAUGUCAAGACACCGCUUGUGAUUACGGAUGCGGUGGAGCACUGGCCCGCCAUGUCGAAUAGGUCAUGGGCGUCGCGCGAUUAUUGGCUUGAGAGGACAUUCGGUGGACGCAGGCUGGUACCUGUGGAGAUUGGGAGGUCGUAUACGGACGAGGGAUGGGGACAGCGGAUUAUGGAAUUUAAGGAGUUUGUUGAUAAAUACAUUUGGAGAAAUCCGUCGACAUCGACGGCGAGACUGCGGUCACCCGCGGCUGAGGUUGGCGACCAAGUCGAGGGUCAGGACCUUGAUGAACGGGAAGACGCCAAUAAAACCGGGUAUUUAGCGCAGCAUGAUCUUCUCAGUCAGAUCCCCGCCUUGCGCAAGGAUAUCUCCGUUCCAGACUUCUGCUAUAUUGACCCGCCAGCACCAGAUCCGGGCACACCAGUAUACUUGAAGAAGUGCCAGGAACAGGAAGAGGAACGGAAGAGAAAGGCGACAACCGUCGGGUCGAACACUGACGAAGCACACGACAAUGCAACGGGUGACUUUGUCACCGACGACAUUCUUACACCACCCAGCGACCCAAUUAUAAACACGUGGAUCGGCCCAUCUUGGACAAUCUCCCCUCUGCACCACGAUCCCUACCACAACAUUCUCGUCCAAGUCACUGGUGCCAAGUAUAUUCGGCUCUACUCGCCUCAUACCCCAGCUUCGCAGAUUCACCCCCGGGGCAUGGAAGCUGUUGCCUCUGACAAAGAAAGGAGAAAUAGUCAUUCCUCUCCAGGAAACGGUGCAGGCCGUGUUGGCUCAGAUGGCGAUGAUACUUCUACAGCACGCAUGAUUGAUAUGUCGAAUACGUCACAGGUCGAUGUCGCCGCUAUUGAGCUCUCCCCGGCGGAGUCGGAGCAGUGGGAGGCCAUGUGGCCGGGAUUUCAGCAGGCGGAGUAUUUUGAAACGAUCUUGAGAGAAGGAGAGUCACUUUAUAUCCCGGUGGGAUGGUGGCAUUAUGUGAGGGGAUUGAAGGCGGGCAUAAGCGUUAGUUUCUGGUGGUAA
This is a messenger RNA of Aspergillus nidulans FGSC A4, 1707 nucleotides long. Its product is annotated as putative JmjC domain protein. The transcript has a single exon. The coding region runs from base 1 to 1707 and encodes 568 amino acids. NCBI's taxonomy places the organism in Eukaryota, Fungi, Ascomycota, Eurotiomycetes, Eurotiales, Aspergillaceae. Gene Ontology annotation, molecular function: metal ion binding. The record is from RefSeq and is a predicted model, not a curated record.